UAAUGUUAUUACCGUCGAAAAGUGACCCGUCAUCCAAAUAAAAGGUGGAAUCUUUGAGUGUAGGUGUGGAUUUGUGGCUACCGUGACCGAAUUAACUAUAAUUAGGGCUAAUUAUCAGAAGUAAAUGUCUUUCUGAAGGGAUUUUGUGCUCCAGCGAGUCACUUGUUACACUGCCGCAGUUGGUUAGCCUAGCUUUGUAGUUAGCGUAACAGUUUUCAUCCAAUUUUUGCAUGGGUGGUCUCGUAGCAGAGACACACUGGAUUCUGCGCGGUUGUUGAACUAAACAUAUGAAGAUUGUCAUUUCAAAAAUGUUGCCAGCCCUUGUUGGCUAGCUGACCAGAGUGAUGAAUAACAACUUUGUGUGCAUAGUUGUUGCUUUUGAUUUGUGUCCCCGUUGCUAGCUUUGUAAUGAAGAAGUUGAGCAGCUGAGUGACCAUGGACACUCUGUCCAGCCACAGCUCCUACCUCCUUCAGCAGCUCCAGGAGCAGAGGAUCCAGGGGUUGCUCUGUGACUGCAUGCUGGUGGUCAAAGGUGUCUGCUUCAAAGCCCACAAAAAUGUCCUGGCUGCUUUCAGCUCCUAUUUCAGGUCUUUGUUCCAAAACUCCCCCAGUCAGAAGAACGAGGUGUUCAAUCUGGUCAUUCAGGAUGUCAGUGGCAUCGGCCAAAUACUGGACUACAUGUAUACCUCCCAUCUUGACAUUAACCAAGAUAAUGUACAAGCGCUCCUAGACAUCGCUCAGUGUUUGCAGGUUCCAAACGUUCAGAGCAUGUGUAAUGCUUUCCUCAAGCCUUGUCCUCCACCGGUGGAAAUACCUUCAUUUUCUCUCCCUGGCAUGCUGGGUUCAGAGCACGACUGCCUCUUGGGGAGCAGUCUUCCUCAUGAUGUUGACCUGCAUUGUGCCUCUGAACCCCAGAGGCCUGGCUUCAGCAAUGACAUGGACAACAACAGAAGGUUGCCAGUGUCUGUGUCUAACAACAGCUCAAACUGUGACAUAGCUAGCAGCUCUCAGGCGCCAGUAGAAAAACAGCUAGUUCAUGGAUACAAGCUCCGUAACUUCUACAGUAAGCAAUACUUCAAACAAAGUGCAAUUCAGACAAACAGUGCAGCAUCAAAUCAAGGCCCAGGUCCUUUGGUUGUGGUGGAGGAUCAGCAAUGUCAGCUCGGGAUGAGCCAGGGAGGCAACAACACCCCUGUGAACUCAGGAAACACAGUUCAGCCUCACUCAUCUUGCACAUCAAUGGCAGUGGAAAAGAAUCCUGUCUCCUCUUUAACACCCUCAGAUAAUUUAAACACCCCCAGCUCUGACCCAACAGAUUCUAUGCUCAACAAGCCAGUACGCCCAAAGAAGGCUGUGUACCUAAAGAAAUAUAACUACCUCCGGUCGCAGAAGGCUCUGGAGGAGAUGUACACUGAAUCAGUCGUUGAACCUGUCCUCAGCUGUCCUAAAGAGAGCCACCAAGGGGAGUCUGUAGUCCAGACUGAUGUUCCAGAGGCUCCUGUUGAGGACAGCACUGCAGGUAGAGAGGAGGUUCCUGAGACAGCUGCAGAUGCACAACUUCCCAGUCCUCCUCCUGUUAACCAAGAGGACCAAACUCUGAAGCCUGCACCAGAUCCACCACAGCAAACAGGACACAAGCAGUAUUGCUGUGAGGUGUGUGGGAAGAUCUUCAAACAUCCGAGCAACUUGGAGCUGCACAAGCGCUCACACACUGGUGAAAAGCCUUUUCAGUGCAACAUUUGUGGGAGAAACUUUUCACAGGCUGGAAAUUUACAAACACAUUUACGACGACAUUCUGGAGAGAAACCGUACAUCUGUGAGUUAUGUGGCAAAAGCUUUACUGCAUCAGGAGAUGUCCAUCGUCACAAAGUGGUCCACACAGGGGAGAAACCACAUCUGUGUGAUAUAUGUGGUCGAGGAUUUAACAACUUGAGCAAUCUAAAGGAGCACAAGAGGACUCACGCAACAGACAAAACCUUCACCUGUGACCAGUGUGGAAAGUCCUUCAACACACACAGAAAGCUUCUGAAGCACAAAGCUCGGCAUGUUGGGGAGAAACCACACAGCUGUGCCACCUGUGGGAAGUGUUUCAUUGGCUCAGGAGACCUGCAGCGUCACAUCCGGUCACACACUGGUGAGAAACCCUACGUCUGUAAUACCUGCGGAAAGAGUUUUACCCGGUCAGCCAUGUUGAGGAGACAUAGCAACAUGCACUGCAAGGGGCCUCCGGUCGACAGCCCGGCCACCGUCAACUCUGAGCAGACACAUGACUCAGAAGGAGCAGCCUCAUUUCCUGAACCUGUGAGCCACAGUAAACCUCCUGCUGCCACCACUGAGCAGCAUUUCUCCACUCUGAUGCCCCACGCAGGGUUCGAGAAACCCUCAUCACCUACUCCUUCAUCACCACAAGAAGCACCACAUAUAGAGACUCCACCUUCCAGUAUGCACCUCAGCUCAGCAUCUACUCCACUUCCAGAGCUGCGCUCCCUGGUUCCCCCUCACCUCCUCUCAUCCAGCCACCAGGACAGAAGUGCAGCCCCACCCACCUCAGACCGUAUGAAGCUGACCAAACCACACCUGUCUCAGGAAGCUGUGUAUGGUCCAUAUGUGGAGAAUGGGAAUAUGUCAGUGGAGAUGGGCAGAAGCCUGGUGGGGAGGCCCUACCUGCCCCCCACAGACAAUCACUGCAGCACACUCACAGGGUCUGGUAGACCGUAUAGGUCCAGUGAAGGACAGUUUAUCUCCAGCGUAACUCUGUGGGGUCUGGCAAUGAAAACUCUGCAGAAUGAUAAUGACAUGGAUUAGUAAAAUGGUCCAUCUUCCAUCAACAUGGCCACGUCGAGGGUGGGAUUCUCACCAAUGUUUACUCUGUUGCUGAAUUAGAGUUUUACCACCUGGGUCAUGAUUGGUUACAACUGACUUGAAUCACAGGACUGGUAGCUCGUAGCAAGAAGCAAGCUUAAAAUAGUAAUAACAUGAAUUAUUCUUAACUGAAAAUGUGUGUUUUUUUGUUUAGAGUUGCUUUUGUUCAAAUUAAAGUAAGCGCUUCCCAGUUGUAGUAAUGAAAUGAUUACAUCUUCUCAUAGAGUUAAAAAUCACUGUUCUGCUGCGGUUGUGGUCAAAUAUUUUUUAUUUGCUUUGCAAAGCUCCUAACAGAAUGACAUGACCCGAAGACAGUAGCAGCCAUGUCACUGCUGCUCACAUUUUGUAAAUGCUAAGGAAAGGUGCUUCAGAGCUUCCAUUCUUAUCUCCUUUAGCACAUUAUACACUGUACCAUCCCUUACAAUUCCUCACGGCAGCAACUUUCAUAUAAUUGUGUAGCCUACAGUAAGCGCAGUUGGAUUCUCUUGGCAGCACGUUUGUCUUUUUUCUGCGUCCUCAUGAAUUCUCUUUCGCUUCUUUCCUUUACCUCAUGAAGAUUUCCAUCGAUGUUAAUGAACAUUUUUUUUAAAUGUGAAUUUUUUUGAAUAUCUGACUUCAACCCGUGAUCCUCUUCAGGCCACAGUUUAGUCAGUUUUAUCACAGCAGGUGUUUAUGCUGUAUUCAGUGUUCCUCAGAAGACGGGAGUCAAACCUCAACAUUACUUUGAGCCUCUGCAUAUUUGAUGUACAAAGUGGGAAAAGACCAUCGUGGAUUCCAGGUUUUGUUUGUUCCUUUUCUACGAACAGCAAACACUCGUCAACAGACAUGUAGUUCACUUAGCUGAAGCAGCUGAAGGUCUUAGGUACACGAUAGGUACAUUGUCUAGUGUUUUAGACAUAUAAACUUUAAACUCAUUUAAAGUAGAUAAGUCGUAUUUACUGUCAGUUUACCAUGAGUUGGAUAUUGGGAAUUCUGGUUUCCGAGUUUCCCUUAAUGCAGCAUUAGGGCACCUGCUGUGAAGUCACUGAUUAAGGUAUGGCUUAUUCAGCAACAGCACAAAGCUUGAACGUUAUUGCCAGCAGAGAACAACACAGAAGCAGCAAUUUUCAGUCUUCUGUGGUUCAGUGUGGAUUCACCCUUUAAAGUUCCAGCUCUGAACAUCCCAAGAUGCAUCACAGCUAAAUAAAAAGCCACAUUUUUUCCCAUAAUGUAUAUACUGCACUGCACUUUAAGGUGUAAAAAUUUCAAUUUAUUUUCAACUAUCAAUGUGAGAUUUGAAUGUAUUAUAUUCAUAUAAGAAUAAAAGGACUCUCUUGUA
Messenger RNA from Amphiprion ocellaris (clown anemonefish), 4180 nucleotides. RefSeq names its product zinc finger and BTB domain containing 49 (gene zbtb49). Bases 436 to 2805 code for a protein of 789 amino acids. NCBI's taxonomy places the organism in Eukaryota, Metazoa, Chordata, Actinopteri, Pomacentridae. Gene Ontology annotation, molecular function: protein binding; RNA polymerase II cis-regulatory region sequence-specific DNA binding; DNA-binding transcription activator activity, RNA polymerase II-specific. The record is from RefSeq and is a predicted model, not a curated record. The transcript is spliced from 7 exons. Gene Ontology annotation, cellular component: nucleus. Gene Ontology annotation, biological process: regulation of transcription by RNA polymerase II.